AUGGUUCGUGAAUGUUGGUGGCCACCACGGACAGCCAAUUGUGCAACACUAAUAGCAAAUUGUGCUCAUCCAAAUAGUACAGGAAAACGAUAUGACGUGGACAUUAUAAAAUAUUGUACAUCUCUUGAAUCCGCCCGGAAAAAUGCAUCAGAUGCAAGUUAUGAAACAACAAAUGAAGAAAGAUUAGGACGAGAGAAGAGGCAACAUAUUCCUUUCAAUUGUUGCAGUACUGAGGAAGAAUCUGAGCCAUGUGUAAAUAAAACAAAAAACCGCUUGUAUUCGAAUGCAAUAUCAACAUCAUCCUUGUAUCCCGAUACGCUCAGUUUAGAAUAUGGAUAUUCUAACGCAUCUGUAUCCAAUGCAUCUAUGUCCAAUGCAUUUGUGUCCAAUGCAUCUGUUUCCAAUGCAUUCGUAUCGAAUGCAUCUGUAUUAAAUAAAUCGCAAUCAAAUGCAAUUCCAAUCAUAUCAAACGCAAGCGACUAUGCUAUGACAGCAACUGCACAACAAGGAUUUGAAAAUACAAAUGAUUUGGAAACUGAUAAUAAUUCAAACAUAACAGAAAUGCUACAGCAAAUAUUAAGGAUGCUAGCCGUAUUAAAUGUUUUGCAUAAAGAAGUGAAACAACGUUUAAAAAAACUUGAGGAUGUUGUAAAAACAUCCUAUCCACAAAGAGCUUCGAAUCUACAUCAAGAUUGUAAAAUAAUGAAAGAAUUCUUACCUUUUACAACAAAUGAUGCUGUACGGGAAUUUGACAAAGUAUUGCGUACGAAGAAGAUAGCAGUGCAAUUUAGACAAUUUAUCUUAAAAACCGGCGGAAAUAACCCGAAGGACAGCAUACAUCAAAAUCUGAAGAAAAUCUUCAGAGAAAUAACAUCGCAGUUCAGUUUUACAGAGACUGAAUUUGAUAAUAUCACCAGCAUAUGGUUUCGCUUUGCCAAGCAGCGAAAAGAAAGAAGCGAUAAGACUAAGGAGAAGGAAAUGGAGUAA
Linepithema humile (Argentine ant) is the source of this 987-nucleotide messenger RNA. The record is from RefSeq and is a predicted model, not a curated record. NCBI's taxonomy places the organism in Eukaryota, Metazoa, Arthropoda, Insecta, Hymenoptera, Formicidae.